Acanthopagrus latus (yellowfin seabream) is the source of this 1922-nucleotide messenger RNA. RefSeq lists its product as uncharacterized. The transcript is spliced from 2 exons. NCBI's taxonomy places the organism in Eukaryota, Metazoa, Chordata, Actinopteri, Spariformes, Sparidae. The record is from RefSeq and is a predicted model, not a curated record. Gene Ontology annotation, biological process: regulation of DNA-templated transcription; circadian rhythm. Gene Ontology annotation, cellular component: nucleus. Gene Ontology annotation, molecular function: DNA-binding transcription factor activity; DNA binding. Bases 846 to 1865 code for a protein of 339 amino acids.
GAGUCACAGACACAAAAAAUGUACAGUCGAGUGUGCACGUUGAUGUUUUAUGGUGCAAUGGGGUCAAUUCAUCUUGAAACCAACUUAUUAAGUAAACAUCUCUACAAAUGUGAACGUAUAUUCUGUCUGAUUUCUUUCACUUUUUACGUUUAUGUUAAAAAUGGUUUCUGAUUUAUCUUUUUUUUAUCUAUUCUUUUACAAGCUAUCAAGGGUACUGUUUUAACACCAAUAAAGUCGGCUACAGCAUUCACAUUCAAAUGCAAACUCCUGUGUUAAGUCUGCUUUGGUUAUAUAUAAAAUAAAGUUUAGUGGAUACACAUCUGCAUCAGCACACUGGUGAUGUUCUGCAGGUGCUGUGCAGCAACAGGAAGAAUCAGAAAAGUAGGUCAGUUUAUCCAAAUUGACUCAUUUCAGUAUCACCUAUCGAUUUGAAGUUGACCACACUGUUGUCUUGGACUUCCGCACUCCCAAGUGAAGUCGCCUGAUCUGUUUCCUCAGAAAGAAAAACAGUCAUCAAGAGGUCACAACCCGAUUGGCUGCAUGCAGUCUGUGAACCUCGAGCGCCGCCCAGCAGCUCUGCUCUCUUCAGCACCGCUCAUUGUGAUUGACAGGUAGGCUCAGCCCCUCUCCGGGCGGACACGCAGCGUCCUCAAACGUGUAGCCGACGUAUAAUUAAACAAAUGAUUUGAGUGCCAUGUCAAACGUUAGUCGCUGCUGUGUUGUGUUGCAGAUUUACAACACACUCUCUGUAAGUUGAUCCCGUCCUCCAAAUCAUUCCACAGGUGCCAUCUUUUCAUUCAGAUGCAAUAAAAAGCUACUUUAUUGCCUCCCUCCAGUCUUCAGCCAUGUCCACCUCCAGAAGCCCCGAUCGUCCUUCUCCGUGCGAGUCGUCCUCCUCAGUGGACAGCGGUACCUACAUAGAGCCUGGUCCUGGCCUCCUCUUCCCGGUAUCACCGUCCUCCCUACUGGCUCGACGUCUCCUGCGCUUUCGCGCCUGCAGCAGCCACGGCCCCGUUGCGCGCCGCAAGAGGGAGAUGAUCCCCCCCGACCAGAAGGAUGCCGCCUACUGGGACAAGCGACAAAAGAACAACGAGGCAGCCAAGCGGUCCAGAGAGAAGCGGAGGCUGAACGACCUGAUGGUGGAGGGUCAGCUGCUGGCUCUGAGCGACGAGAACGCGCGGCUGCGGGCUCAGGUGCUCAGCCUGCAGUACCACAGCAGACUGAGCGCAGAGAAGAGCAAAGCUGCCUCCGCUGAAAGUUCUACCUGGUCAUUAUCAGCUACACCGGCUCACAUCCCGGCCCUCCUCCAAGCUGGACUCAGCAGCGUGAGCAGCCCCGCUUCCUAUCUGGGGCAGCAAGAAAGGGCGAUCCAUCCAUUUGAGGCCAGUACACGGGGUGUUGGCGGAUUUGAUUCUCAAAGUUCUCUCACACCGCAAAGUCUCUUCCACUUCCCCGGGCUCCGUGUCCGCUCCCCCCGAGCGGUCUUUGAGGCCGAGAUGGAGGCUCAGCGACAGGUGUCCUGUAGCGACGACAUCCCGCAAACCCCCGACGGUUCCUCCGCCCGCGCAUUUCUGCCCACACCCGACUCACUCCACCAUGCCCCCAUCCUGUCAUACCCACCUCCAAACUGGCUGGUGCCCCAUGUGAACCACCCGGCAGUGUGCAAUAACUUCAUGCUACCUUGGCGUUCUUCCUACCGGGCUCCACCGGCCGUCUACCCCGGCCUGCCUCUCUACGUCCAGGAGAGACAAGGCCUGACUCUGGGUGUGGAGGCGGACAUUCAGAGGGGGCUGAAGAGCCGGCUCAGCAGCGCGCCGGCAGGGUUGUCUCAAGUAGAGGUGCACCUCACUCCAGAUGGACACUGACGGGACAGUUUGACUGUCAUGGUGUUCAUUACAUGGAGAGGAAGAAAUUCUGCAUUC